AUGGCCCAAUACCAACCGGCAGUGCCUCAACGCUUAUCUAGUAUCUCACCUUCUCCAACCGCAAAAAUAUCCCGCCAAUCCAACAUUCCUCCUCCGUCCGGCCUUGAUGGGCUCAUUUCGCAACAUCCACCGGAGCGCCGCAGAUACACAGCAAAUAACAAUAUCAUCGUCGAUCAUGACUUUCUGACUAAAUUCGGCAGGACAGUGCGGACAGCAAGACAGAUUGAAAUACCGCCUCCUCCCUCAGCGACCAACAGAGGUGGAAGAACGGGAGGAGCAAUCAAUGGAAAUCUAAACAUUGGGAUUGCAGAGACUGGCUCCACCUCGCAGAGACAAUUGCGUCCAAGGGCCUCAUCACCUAUAUUGGGCCAGCAAUAUCAAUCUCACCCUCACGAGCCGCUCCCGUCCUUUCACGCAAACACUCGCCCUACCCUGCGCCAGCCCGACCCUUCAACCAUCCGCUCAUCUCGUGAUCCUUUGAAACCUCUUACAGUUGUUCCACAGCACGCGCAGGUGCAGGCGCAGACCCAAACGCCGACACAUACCCUCAAGAACACACAGAAACAAACAGCGGAACCAUUUUCGUCCAGGGAUUUGGCGCUUCGAAGCAAGACCUAUUCUUCCAAUUCGCCGACUGAGUCUACUUUGGCAAACUCCUCUGAUCACUUGCAGGGAUACUUGCAAGACCAGCAGGAGGAGGAGGAGGAGUCGGCUUCAUUGCCACUGUCAAAACCCAAGCCUCGCCCUCCUAUGAUUGAUCUGUCGAAGCUUUUUCCUAAACCUAGCGAUCCUUCCGUCCACCGUGACGUGCCGCUAUUAUCCCCCAAUCGGAUGACAAUGUCACCAUCACCCGUUUCUCUAUUUUCAGAUGCCUCAUCGUUCGGUGCCCAGCAGCGGAAACUUGGCAGCAUACAUCAAACAGUGAAUAAGUUGACUAAGUCACCCAGUAGCAAAAAAUUGUCGACUCUUCGCAAGCAGUAUGAACAUCAGCUACGUCAACAGGGACGCCAAAAUUCUGCGCCGUCACCAGAUUUCCCAGCAGAGCAUCAGUCCCACAGUUUAUAUGAAGGGCAACAACAGCUACAGCCAUCAGAACCUCCGACCCCGCGCAUCUCUCAUAUUCCGUCCCAGCAACCCGCCGUGAAAAAGGAGAAAGAACACUUUUUCCAACUUGGGAGACGAGAGAGGAAACGGCGCGAGGAGGAGCAACAGAGGCAGAUUCAACAGGAAGAAGAGCAACUUCGCCAACGCCAGAAACAGGAGCGAAAGGAACGAGAACGCAAGCAACGGGAACAGCUUGAACUAGAACAGCAGCAGAAGAAGCAGGAACAGGUGCAACAAGAAAAGGAGCAGUAUUUUCAACGCCAGAACCGUGAAAAACAACGCCGGGAGGAACAAAAGAAGAGAAAGGAGGAGCCAGACCAAUAUCAACAGCGCAAGACGGAAGCGCAAAACCAACGGGAGGAGGCGCAACGGCAGGUACAGCAGCAACUGCAAUUAAAACAACAGCGGCAAGAGGAGUUACAGUCGCAACAUUACCAAUUCCCAUUCCACGAGAAGCGCACAAACCAACAAAGGAAACCCGCUGUCGAGUGGUUCGAUGGGCCAGAGGGUCAGGUUAGUAGUAGUGAUGACGACAAUGCUGAAGGCGACGAGCGCAUCGACUAUAGCGUCCAGGAUUUUCAUUCUGUACCGCAGUCCACGUAUCGGGAGUCUGCCUAUUCCCGUGGCAGCAGUAAUCGGGUUAGCAUGCAUUCAAAUGGCAUGAGUGGGACUUCAAGAGCCUCAAGCCGAACGCUGAUACUGUCUCCGGCGCCCGAACAAGCGAAGAAAGCCACACCCGAACUCCGUAACACUAGCCCCUUGUUCACUCCUGGAGCCAGCCGAUUCAACUCCUUUUUUAAUGACUGGGACCUUAGCAGCACCAGCGCCACUCCACCUAGUGUAGGAUCACCGACUACCGCCCUCGGUAGAUUGUCCAGGAAGAGCAGCAAGCUCACUUUAAACAAAUCAGACCUUAACGAGUCUAGUGUGCUUUGUCUUUCGUCCUCAGAAGAUGAAGCUGACGAGGAAGAAGUAGAGGCACAUAAGCCGUUCCAGCGGCACGUUAUUCGUGAUAGCAUUGGCACGAUCGACGAAGGCGCGUCCGAAAUUUUCAUCGCAAAAGCCGUCUCCGCCCCUCGCAGUUCCUCCGUGCCCAGAGUCCGAAACACAAGCCUUCCCCCUCCGCGAAUUUCGCGUGACCGCUCAUCUUCCUCGAACGUCAGAUACCCUAGUUACCGCCCUUCGAAUGGAAUCCACACCAUCUCGGAGCCAGACAGCGCGCCUGCGCCCCGCCCCUUCACAUCCGCCUCGACCACAGCCAACCUCAACUCUUCGCCAUUCGAUUUUCAAUUACCAGUCUCUCGCCCCCCGAAUAGUAUAAAAUCCAUCAACCGUCGCAGUCGUGUCAUUGCUGUGACUAGACAAGAAGAACAACUCCUUGAAGUCAUAAGACAGCGCGGCGGGAACAUGCCUCCUAAUUUCCCACUCGUUGACCUGCCCAACACCGCAGCUUCUAUCGCACACACAAUGCCAAAACACACAACCUCGACUACAUCCUCAAGCUCGAACACCACCACCAUCACCACCACCACUCACGCAUUCCGAAAAUCCCCAUCUCCAUCUACCAACCGCCCUCCCUCCAGCCAAUAUGAGGGCGAGAGCAUUGGUGACACAUCAUUCCUAGCAUUAAGCCCGGACUUCGCGCCUCCCCACGCCAAACACCCAGACGGCACGUCCUCCGCCGGCAGCGACAGCUCCCGCUCCCACCAUGCCCUGUCGGUCUCGGACAGCGGUGGUGACCAUCACUCCGACCCCUCACCGCGCGUUAGCUUCGUCCACUCAGACACGUUUCCCUCCCCCUCAACUAGCUGGGUUGCACCAAGCUCACCAACACAGAGACAGUAUAGCCACCAGCAGCAACAACAACGACAAGAUCAACAUCCCCAAGAAAUUGCUAAUCCCAAUGGUGGCAACCGCAGCAGCAGCAGGGGAAAUCCACUUCACCCGCAUCAUCCCAUGCUGGUGCAUCCACAACCUCUAUCCUCAUACCCGCCAACAUCAUCGCCAUUAGCAUUGUCAUUGUCGUCACCACCAUCACCGUUUUCUUCACUCCAUUCACCCUCACCGCCAUCACCACUGUUAUCCGCUCCUCCACCAUUCCCAUCCAUCACCGCCGAUACCGCCGAGGCCAAGGCCACUCUGGCGAUCGACGUGGUGCUCCCGGUCGAGGAGACUAAGCGGCAUUCGCGAACAAGGACGGACAGUAGUAGCGCGAUGGUGUUUGGGGAUGGGGAAGAGGGUGACAAGAGCGCCAGUCCCGUGGUGAAUGACACCGAAUUGCCUAUCUGGGCGCUGGGGUGGAAUGCGGAGACGCCUGGGUUGGCGGUUGUGCAUUGA
Molecule: messenger RNA, 3441 nt
Organism: Histoplasma capsulatum G186AR
Lineage: Eukaryota; Fungi; Ascomycota; Eurotiomycetes; Onygenales; Ajellomycetaceae
Exons: 1
Coding region: 1-3441 (1146 amino acids)
Source: RefSeq, a predicted model, not a curated record